AUGAAGUUUUCUUGUGCAUCCUUGGUGUUGUUCACUGUUAGUUUUACCAGUCCCGUUGUCUUUUCAUGGGGGUCUAAAGGUCACGAAAUAAUUGGAGCGAUUGCAUCCGAGUUUUUGACUUCAAAUGGUACAGAAUUUGUUCGUCAAAUACUUCCUGGAGAGACUUUAAAAUCUGUUGCGACAUGGGCUGAUAUUGUCAAAGCCCAAAAGCGAUACAAAUUCACCAGAAACUUUCAUUACAUCAACACUAAUGAUAAUCCACCCAAAAAUUGCAGCUUUGAUGAUAUGCGUGAUUGCAAAGACGGUCGUUGUCUUGUUGGUGCAAUCGCAAAAUACACAAACGAAUUUUUAUGUUCUAAAAAAACAUCCCUUUUGGAUAAGGGCAUCGCUCUCAAGUUUCUUGUGCACUUUAUAGGUGACCUUUCACAGCCACUUCAUGUUAGUGGUCGAGAAUACGGUGGUCAUAAAACCCAGGUGAAAUAUAGAGGUAGAUCAGUUACGCUGCACUCUAUAUUUGAUCACCACAUUCCAAAGGGACGAAUCAGGAAUUUUAAUGGAAGCGAAUAUCACUAUACUGAUUAUCUGGUACGCGUAAUCCAUCAAGAGCAAAACAAAGGAUUACAUACUAGCUGGCUUACAUCGUACAAUGUUUUUGAUCAAAGCAAACUCGGAAACUCGAUGGCAGCUAUAGACUUUGCGCGCGAUUCCAACCGUUUAUCUUGUACAGGUAUUUGGUCAGCAUAUGAUGCUAAUCCACGACAGGAUUUUAGUUAUCAAUACUAUCGUUAUGGAUCGACAUUGGUGGAUCGACAAUUGGCAAAGGCUGGAUAUCGGCUAGCGUUCUGGAUCAAUCAGUUGUCAUUGAUGACACAGGACGACCAAUACUGCCUUAGUGCAUCUCUGAGAUUGCCCAUUUUAUACAGUGUAUGGCUUGGUUUGGCGAUUCAGGUUAUGUUCAUGCUAGUAUUUUGAUUGAUUGUCUUGACGUAAAAUCAAUCACCCAAA
Batrachochytrium dendrobatidis JAM81 is the source of this 1005-nucleotide messenger RNA. RefSeq lists its product as uncharacterized. Gene Ontology annotation, biological process: DNA catabolic process. The transcript has 6 exons. The coding region runs from base 1 to 972 and encodes 323 amino acids. The record is from RefSeq and is a predicted model, not a curated record. Gene Ontology annotation, molecular function: nucleic acid binding; endonuclease activity. NCBI's taxonomy places the organism in Eukaryota, Fungi, Chytridiomycota, Chytridiomycetes, Rhizophydiales.